CCUGGUCCGCCCCCAAGUUGCAGCACGAGCCAUUUAGCAGUACGAGCUGGGCCAGCUGUAGAGCGCGCGGGCGCGUGUGCGUGCCCCCCUCACUACCCCUGCCCCCACGCGGACAAAACCAUUACCAAAUAGAGCCCGAGCGCACGCGGAGCGAUGGCUGCAGCAGCGGCGGCAGCAGCAGACCUGGAUUGUGUUUACGACGCAGCGCACGAGAGCGGCAUAACCUCGGGAGAAACGGACACCGCGCGCACCCGAUUUCUAAACGCACAAUCAUUUACGCGCAGUGUCUGCCAGUGAGCCCGCGAGGCUGCUUCAUCAGCCCGUCUGACGUCUCCUUCCCUCGGCGAGGAUCCGCGCGGUCUCCCCGCUCGGUUAACCGUUGUUGUGGAGCGCAGCUGCAAGCGACACCGAUCAGCGUGAUCACACAUGAGGAGCGCGAGCGAACCGUGGAAACCAUUCAUCUCCACCGUCAAAAUACCACGCACGCGACGCCAGCGCGCUGAUACUGGAAUCUAGAGCGGCCCCCCGGUGCCCCAUCCAUCCAUCUAUCCAUCCAUCCAUCCAUCCAUCCAGCGGCGCUGCGCUAAGCGGGGGAACCCGAGAGCAUCCCUCCAUCCCACCCUGCCUGUCCUCCCCCUCCUCCUCAUCAUAUGUCAGAGCUCCAGGGGGGUCUCAUCUAAGUCAGGGACCAGGGGGGAGGAGGAGGGAGGCUGUUCGUGGCCGCGGUAGACGCACCCUCCGCGAGGUGAGGCUGGGCUGAAGCGCCGCUGUGUCGGAGGAUGCUGCGGGAGUAGAGCGGCUCAGAGCGGAAGAUGGGAAAGGACCAGGAACUGCUGCAGGCGGUGAAGACCGAGGACCUGCUCACCGUGCAGAAACUGCUGCAAAGGCCCCGGCCAGGGAAAGCAAAGCUCCUCGGUUCUGCAAAGAAAGUGAAUGUCAACUUCCAGGAUACAGACGGGUUUUCUCCGCUGCAUCAUGCGGCGCUCAACGGGAACCUGGAGCUCAUCACUCUGCUGCUGGAGUCACAGGCUGCUGUCGACAUCAGAGACCACAAAGGUAUGCGGCCUCUGCACUACGCAGCCUGGCAAGGGAAGGCGGAGCCCAUGAAGAUGCUGCUGAAAUCUGGUUCGUCUGUCAACGGCCAGUCAGAUGAAGGACAGAUUCCUCUCCACCUGGCGGCGCAGCACGGCCACUACGACGUGUCGGAGAUGCUGCUGCAGCACCAGUCCAACCCGUGUAUCGUGGAUAACGCAGGGAAAACACCUCUGGACCUGGCCUGUGAGUUCGGCAGAGUCGGGGUGGUCCAGUUGUUGCUGUCCAGUAACAUGUGUGCUGCUUUGCUGGAGCCCAAAAAAGGAGACACCACCGACCCCAACGGGACGUCUCCUCUCCACCUGGCCGCCAAGAAUGGACACAUAGACAUCAUCAGACUGUUGAUCCAGGCAGGUAUCGACAUCAACAGACAGACCAAAGCAGGCACGGCCCUGCAUGAAGCUGCCCUGUGUGGGAAGACCGAGGCAGUGAGACUCCUGCUGGAGAGUGGGAUCAACGCCACAGUGAGGAACACCUACAGCCAGACGGCUCUGGACAUCGUCUACCAGUUCACUGCAACACAGGCCAGCCGAGAGAUCAAACAGCUGCUGAGGGAUGCUUCAGCGGCCCUUCAGGUUCGGGCUCUGAAGGAUUACUGCAACAACUACGACCUGACCAGCCUCAACAUUAAAGCAGGGGACGUCAUUACGGUUCUGGAGCAGCACCCAGAUGGACGCUGGAAAGGCUGUAUCCAUGACAACCGGACAGGAAACGACCGAGUCGGCUACUUCCCUUCCACCAUGGUGGAGGUCAUCAGCAAGCGCACAGGUUUGGCCAGCACAGUCAUUUGCACUCAACAGUUUCAAAAGAUACCGCUGGUUCCUCCGGCGACGGUUGCCCCUGCCAACGCGGUAGUCAACGGCAACGACACCACGUUCCAUCAGAUCCAUAUCCUGCCUCCACCGCCUCCUCCUCCACCACAUUCCCAUCAGCCACUGCUUCCACUUUUCACUUCCUUUGGCUAUAACAAGUCGCCCGUGACAACCCCACAGGGAGACACACCCACUGCCCCAGGUUGCCGCGGCUCAGAGGCAAGUCCUCACAGCUCUCCCACCACAUCCAGCGGGCCCCAUGGAGGCUCCAACGAAGAGAUCUGGGUACUGCGCAAGCCCGUGGCAGGUGGAGACCGCAGCAGCAUGGGUAGUUCUGGCAGUGUGACCAGUGUGAGGUCGUCGGGCAGCGGUCAGAGCGCUGGCAGUGCUGCACACAUCCUCCACGCACAGGCUGAAGGGGUAAAGCUUCUUGCCACAGUGUUGUCCCAGUCUGCCAAAGCCAAGGAGCACCUACUGGAGCAGUCCAAGUCUGUGGACCAGCCUCCAGGCUCCGCAGGCUCCUCUCGGACAUCGAGCCAAUCGGGUUGUCCACUCCACGAAGCGCCGCCUUACGACGCCACGGCAACCAGGAAGGGGGAGGGGCAAGGCGAGGGGAAGAGCUCAGAGGCCGUUGUCCAAUGGCUGAGCGACUUUCAGCUGCAGGUCUACGCUCCAAACUUCCUGGGCGCUGGGUAUGACUUGCCCACCAUUAGCCGAAUGACCCCGGAGGAUCUGACAGCUAUCGGAAUAACUAAACCAGGUCACAGAAAGAAGAUGACAUCAGAGAUCAACAAGCUGAGUGUCAGUGAGUGGCUGCCUGAGCACAAACCUGCCAAUCUAGGAGAGUGGCUGUCUGCUAUUGGUCUGAGCCAGUACCACCAGGUGUUGGUGCAGAACGGUUACGAGAACAUUGAGUUCAUCACUGACAUCACCUGGGAGGACCUGCAGGAAAUAGGCAUCAUUAAACUUGGCCACCAGAAGAAGCUGAUGCUGGCGGUGAAGCGACUGGCUGAAAUGCAGCGCAGUUCAGAUGGGCGGGGCUCCCUCAGAAAGAAACCCCCGCCAAUCACACAGCAGCAGGACGUCAUGUCAAUGGAGAGCCCGCCUCCAGACGAAAUCAUGUCUCCAAAGAUGAGCACUUUCCAGGACAGCGAGUUGAGCACCGAGCUACAGAGUGCCAUGACCCAGCCAGGUCAGGAGGUCAAAGCUCAGCGAACACGCAGCAAAGACCACGAUGAGGUGAUGACAGGUGGAGGAGGAGGAGGAGGAGGUGCUGGGCCACCUAAGAAGGAGGCGCGGACUAUGAGGCAGCAGAGCAGCCAGGGAAGCACCUCCUCUCACAGAGGCAGCGUCUCCUCUCAAGGCAAACACCGUCACUCCCACUCCCAUUCGCAGCCUGCGCCUCCCUACACGCCGCCUCACACCCCCACCAAGACCAGGACCUCCUCUUCCUCGUCCACCUCCUCCGUCCAGAGCACAGCUUCCCCGCAGGCCAAACACAAGCCGUCCCCUCAGUUCAUCCAGGGGGAGAGACCUCAGUCGCCGCGCUCCCACCCUCCUCAGUCUCCAACCCAACGCGGACCACCAUGUAACCAGCUUCCGCCUCAGCAACAACAGCAGCCUCAAGUCCAGCCGCAGCACCAGGCGCACCCUCAGCACCACCCACAGACACAGGUGAUGGAGGUCAGGGAGAACCAACAACAACAACAGCAACAACAACAACAGCAACAGCAACAACAACAACAACAACAACAACAACAACAGGUCCCGGUCCUCUGCCUCCCACCAGAGGCGGAGCUGGCUGAGGGAGAAGAAGAGCCUUCAGCGCUCCAGAAGAAACGCGCCCACAGCCUCAACCGAUACGCUGUCUCAGACGGUGAGUGUGACGAGAGGGCAGGUGGAGGCGGAGGACGAGAGGGAGAUGCAGAGGUGGUGGGAGGUCAGGGCUCUGCCGUCGUCAGAGCAGACGGAGUUAAGUACGCCACGGUGACCCACCGCGUCAGUCGCAGCCACUCCGUCCGCAACCAGGACAAGACCGUCGGCCGGAAUCAGACGCAGUCGUUUGCUCUGCGUCAGAAGAAAAAAGGCCCGCCCCCACCGCCGCCCAAACGCUCUAGCUCUGCGAUCUCCACCUCCAACUCCAACCUGACAGAAGCGAACGCGCAGCCGCAGAUGGUCACCACCACGGGGGGGAUGCUGGACGUGCCUUACCACCAACAGCGACGGGCCAGCGACCUGGGAGUGUCUGUGGAGGCCGCUAAUGUGGAGACGAGCAGCGUGGGUAGUGUGAGGAGCAUCGCCGCCAUGUUGGAGAUGUCUUCCAUAGGGGGUGGAGCCAAAGGCAUGGCGCUGCAGAAAAACUUCCUGCAGGUGGGAAAAACACGUGACGCCAUUGGUCUGGAUGGCGAAGUGGUGAACAGACGGCGGACCAUUAGUGGCCCAGUAACGGAGCUAGUGGCGGCUGCCAGGCGUGACCAACCAGCUCCCUCUGCUUUCCCCGCUCCCUCCGUCCAGCCUGAAACCUCCCCUCCCCCUGUAAACUCCUCCUCCCCCAACCCUCCGUCUUCCCCCCACCCUAGCUCGGGAGGCAGCGGCAGCUCAUCGGAGAACCUGCCAUUUGCAGACGAGGGAAAUCUGACCAUCCGCCGCCAGGGUCGAGGAGAAGGAGAAGGACAGUGUGUAUUUUGUGUCUGUCUGCAGGGCGACGGCGAGGCUCCCCAGGGAGACGGAGGCUACGCGCAGGAGGACAUCUCCAGGGUCGAGGGCACAGGGACCUUGAAGCGACGGCCCCGCAGCAGCUCCAAGCCCCACCCCAAUGGCUCCGACUUCACCCUCCAGGAGUCGUCCACCGUCAAGCGACGGCCCAAGAGCCGCGACAAGGAGCCAGAGGGCUACACAGACAUGGCCGCCAACGGAGAGCCUGUGGCGACUGGGCAGCCGAACACCACGCAGCCAGUGCCGUACCAGAACGGCACAGCCACAGUGAAACGCCGCCCGGUGUCUGAUACUGGAGUGACGGAGCAGCCGCAACCUCAGCCUCAACCGCAACAAGUAACGGCUGCUCCUCGCCGGGACUCUGUGGACCAAUCAGCUCCAGUGGCCAAUGAAGGAGGUCCAAUGAGAAAACCAAAGCCUCCGGUUUCCCCGAAGCCUGUUGUGGCUCAGAUUAAGAGACAGGGAGGUCCACCAACGCCCCCGCAGCCUGUCUCCAACAAGAGAGUCCCCCUGCCGGGCCCGGGGACGCCUGGAAGCCCAGUGGAAGGAAAGAAGAUCCCUCCUCCUGUCUCGCCUAAACCGACGCCUCCGCCCACGGCACCCAAACCGGCUAAGCUCAUCCACUCGAUGACCAGCCCCCCCUCUCCGACCCCGGCCCCGAAUCCGGCGAACGCUCCAGUGAAGCAGCACCCUGCGAUGGCCCGACAGACCAGCUCACCCCCCUGCUUCCCCCCUUCCAACAUCCCCAGCCCGCCAAACACCAAGCCACUGAGCCCAUCUCCCCAGAGCCCCCACACCCCGCAGACCCCGCCCACACCACAGACGCCCCAGACCCCUGCCACUCCCAGCCCGACCCCACCACCUGUCAAGCCCCCUCGCUCCUCCAUUGGGGGUGUGUCUGUGGAUAGCGGGAUGUCAGGAGGCGGGGUGACGGCGCCGGUCGCGACAACGCCGGACUUCAGUGUGGAUUCUUUGGUGCAUCAGAAACUGGAGGAGACGAGUGCGUCACUGGCAGCGGCUCUGCAGGCUGUGGAGGAUAAGAUACUGCGGCAGGAUGACUCUGUGGCCGAGCAGAAGACCACGGUCAGCAUCCUCGACGACAUCGGCAGCAUGUUCGACGACCUGGCCGACCAGCUGGACGCCAUGUUGGAGUAACCACAGAAACCAGUCAGCGUGUCUCCACGGCAACGUUGCAUCAGGAGUGACUCAGACGGCACAAUGGGCAACAACAUGCCUCUCUAUUCCUCUCUCUUUCUCUCUUCAUCCUCCUUUCUCUGUCGUGCUCAUCCCCCUCUCACUCCUCCUGCUGUCCGUCCGUCCAUCCGUCCGUCUAUCGCUGCUGCUCUGGAACACCUCCUCUCUCCUCCUCUUCCUCUCAUCUCCUGUCGCUGACGAUGAAAAUGACGGAGCAGCGCCACAAGCCUGGACAGACGUGUGGCAGAGAGAAUGAAGAGAGAGACGCUGACAAAGAGAGAGGCUUUAAUGAAACAAAAAAAAAGGACUGAUGUGGAGAGGAAAAAAAAAAUCACAAGACAGAGAGACGAAGAAGAAAUGCAACAAGAUGGAGGAGACUGCAAUCAAAACGUGGGUCUUUUCAGAACUCCACACGGACUCUUGAAGCUCCGACGGCGAACAAAUAAACUAAACUAAUACUGAUUGAAAAACCAACUGUGUAUGAAUCAUAGUCUGGUAUGUGUACAUUCUAAGCAUGGAGAGUUUAUAUCUACUGAAAAAGUCCUGCAUUAGCACAGUAAUAUAUAUAAUAUACCGAUAAAUAUGAAUCUCUAGCUCUUUGGUUUGAUGUCUUGGUUCUGUGUGGAAUGGUGACCUCUGGUGUUGUGACGAUGUAAAUGACUUGGUGGAAAGAUUUUUAUCUGUGACCAAAACGAGACUAUUCAGCUCCUGAGGUGUGUGUGUGUGUGUGUGUGUGUGUGUGUGUGUGUGUGUGAGAGAGAGAGUGUGUGAGUGUGUGAGAUAGGGACAGUGUGACAGAUGUGUGCGUGAGAGCAUGUUGGAAUUUCAGGAUCAGAUUCAGUCCUGGCUGCGUUCAAAACACUCUGCUGCAUCCUCAUCAUCACCCCCAACACACACACACACACACACACACACACACACACACACACACACACACACACACAC
Molecule: messenger RNA, 6758 nt
Organism: Epinephelus lanceolatus (giant grouper)
Lineage: Eukaryota; Metazoa; Chordata; Actinopteri; Perciformes; Serranidae
Gene: caskin1
Product: CASK interacting protein 1
Molecular function (GO): protein binding
Source: RefSeq, a predicted model, not a curated record